AAAAUGGUUAAUAAAAAUGUAUGGGUGUGCGUACAUAAAUACUUUCUUGACUGUAGUACCUCUGCCGCGUUUCGGCAUUCACGCAUGUAAAACACAUCAGUUCGUGCGCUUCGAUUUGAACAUCGACAUCGUCGUCUUGGUCGUUUAAGCACGUUCGUGUUUGUUGGUUUGUUGGUUCUCCGAUUCAUUGGUUUGUUGGUGUAUUUUUUCGCUUGAGAGCUCAUUAACGUUUCGCUUCGCUAAGUGCGCUGUAUCGCCUGGGAGCCAGCAACGCGAUAACCCAAGUCAACCAACCCGCCAAGGAAGUCAAGCCAAGCCAAACCAAGUCAAAUAACCAAAAUCAAAACUCACCAAGCUGUGAAAAAAUCCCGAACUAAAAUUUUUUAUAAAAGUUUUUCUUUAUCGGUGUCUAUGCGCACUGAUACAAUAUCAUAUUCCUGUGUAAAGGUGUUCGUCUGUGUAUGUAUCAAUGUAUCGGCGGCUCUGAUUGCCUAAGAUCACUAAUUUUGGCACAUAAAAAUAAUAGAAUAGAAAUAAUAUUUGAAAAUUCAAAUUGCUGGCGUACGUUGAGUGCACUUCGCCCUUUCCGCGGCCGAAAAGGCAUACAUGAUAAAAGUUUGGAAUUGAGAGAGAAUAAUAGUAGGAAAACUAAAGUUCAAUUAGAAAAUAUCAAAUGAAAAUAUUUUCUAAAAAUAUAAGUGAAUGCAUAAACACUAUAUGUAUAUGUAUGUAGGUGAGAUUCCUGGCUCUGAUGAACGCCAAAGUCUUAAGGUAUAAACAAUUAACAAGACCCACCGAUGCAUAUGAACUAAACUUUUAAUUACAACACAUCAACGACUGCAAACAAAGUAACAAACUAAAUUUAUCCAAAACAAUUUUUUUUUUCAAUAAGUGCGUUCCAACAAAAAGGCGACGGUGCUGCAAAAUAUGAUGGCACGAAUUUCGUAAGCGCCGCAGUAAACAAUUCCAAUAACAAUAACCAAAUAUAAAAUUAAACGCUCAAUAUUUAUGACCUUAAUAUGCGAAUUAAAAUCUGGCAAAAUCAAUUGAUACAAAAUAGUAUAUCUAUUUAGAUGCAUAUGUGUAUAAUAACCAAAUACUGAUAUAUACUUAUUUAAUGUUUAUAAAAUGCAAGUUCUAGAAAUACAUAAAAAAAAUAAAAAAAUAUUUCAAAAACUGUGCACCACCAAAAAUUAAAAAAGAAAAUUGUGUGAAAUAAAUAUUAUAUUUCAACUAAAAAACUUGAGGUGGUGAAGAAACUGAAAUCAAAAUGCGAAACUUUAAUUAACCAAUGAUUUUGUUUUCUUACGCUUGUCAGUGGAAAUAAUAAUAAUAAAACGUUUAUGAAAACUCAAACGCCUGCUUUCAAAACAUUAAAAUACAUAUAUCGCCCUGAUUUUUAAUUAUUUUGCGUUGUUUACUCAUUUACCUAUAAUACAGAUAUUAACAAAACAAAACAUAAAUAAAAAAUUGCAAUGAUGAUGCUAACUACAGAGCAUCUUAUGCAUGGCCAUGCGACGUCGGUUAGUCAGAGUGCGCUUUUUGGUUGCUCGACAGCAGGACAUAGCGGCAUCAAUCAGCUUGGUGGCGUCUAUGUCAAUGGUCGACCUCUACCAGACUCGACUCGCCAGAAGAUCGUCGAAUUAGCGCAUUCCGGUGCGCGCCCUUGUGAUAUAUCACGCAUCCUGCAGGUGUCCAACGGAUGUGUUAGUAAAAUUCUGGGCAGAUAUUACGAAACGGGAUCUAUUAAGCCACGAGCGAUAGGUGGAUCAAAGCCACGUGUUGCUACAACUCCUGUCGUACAAAAAAUCGCGGAUUACAAGCGCGAAUGUCCGAGCAUUUUCGCCUGGGAGAUACGUGAUCGAUUAUUAUCGGAGCAAAUUUGCAACAGCGAUAACAUACCAAGUUUAGAAGGUCUCUAUCAGCAGUGGCGGCAACUUCAAAAGCAUGCUGCAAGAACGUCGAUGGAUCAUAAGAAAAAAGAAAAAGAAUUCGUUGAAAAACUCGAGGAUCUCUUCGAUAUUGCACACGCCAAUGCAUUGAAUAUCAUAUCCAUUGAAGAAGAUAAGCAGUUCUUAAACAAUCAGUGGAUGAAGGGACGCCCGGGGUUUAUGUAUGGAAUUGAUUACCAGCUAAGUGCGAAAGAGACUCGAGUUUCUGAGCGAAAAUUAUGA
Molecule: messenger RNA, 2174 nt
Organism: Anastrepha obliqua
Lineage: Eukaryota; Metazoa; Arthropoda; Insecta; Diptera; Tephritidae
Product: paired box protein Pax-6-like
Exons: 3
Coding region: 1476-2174 (232 amino acids)
Biological process (GO): regulation of transcription by RNA polymerase II; anatomical structure development
Molecular function (GO): RNA polymerase II cis-regulatory region sequence-specific DNA binding; DNA-binding transcription factor activity, RNA polymerase II-specific
Source: RefSeq, a predicted model, not a curated record